Candoia aspera is the source of this 2156-nucleotide messenger RNA. Its product is annotated as solute carrier family 25 member 36-A-like. Bases 157 to 1143 code for a protein of 328 amino acids. NCBI's taxonomy places the organism in Eukaryota, Metazoa, Chordata, Lepidosauria, Squamata, Candoiidae. Gene Ontology annotation, molecular function: pyrimidine nucleotide transmembrane transporter activity. Gene Ontology annotation, cellular component: mitochondrion. The transcript is spliced from 7 exons. The record is from RefSeq and is a predicted model, not a curated record. Gene Ontology annotation, biological process: pyrimidine nucleotide import into mitochondrion.
AACGCGCGAGAAAGUCCGUAUCCCCGGCAGUACCAGUACCAGACAGGGGGUCCCGCCAGGGCCCGAAGACCAGCGUGGCCCCAAAGAGGAGCCGGGCCUUGUCGGGUGCAGAAAAGGAACCUGCAUCGGAAGCCAGCCCGCCCCGAGGUAGACGGAAUGACUCUUCGGCGGGAGCCCAGCCUGGGACCGUCAGGAGGGAUGCCUCGCCACAGCACGACUCUGCAUCUCAUGGCAGGCGGAUUUGGUGGAACAGCAGGAGCCAUUCUGACUUGCCCCCUGGAGGUGGUGAAGACCCGCCUGCAGUCCUCCACCUUGGCCCCGAGGCCCCUUUGCCUACCUGCAGUGCAGUUGCAAGGAGUGAAUGGAACAUUUGUCCGCCCAGGACUCCCCAGGAUCGGGUUCCUUGAACUACUAAGAAUCAUUCUAGAGAAGGAAGGCGUCCGCUCCCUGUUUCGAGGCCUAGGACCUAAUCUUAUUGGGGUUGCUCCUUCCAGGGCCAUUUAUUUUGCUGCAUAUUCAGGAGCUAAGGAGAGACUCAACACAGUGCUUAUGCCAGAGUCCAAGAAAGUUCACAUGAUUUCAGCGGCUUGUGCAGGCGUCACAUCCGCCACUUUGACCAAUCCCAUCUGGUUAGUGAAGACCAGGAUGCAACUGGAGGCCAGGGGCAGAAAUGAGAGGUGUACCAGUGGCCUUCAGUGUGCCAUGCGCGUCUACUAUACAGAAGGCCUGCGAGGCUUUUACCGCGGGGUCACUGCCUCCUAUGCUGGUGUCACUGAAACUGUGAUCCACUUUGUGCUUUAUGAGGCUUUGAAGCAGCGACUCAGGGAACAUCAGCUGCUCCUGACUCCAGCGGUUAUCGUAUCACCCAACAGCCAAGAUUUCUGUGGGCUGAUGGCAGCAGCGGCUGUCUCCAAAACAUGUGCUUCGUGCAUUGCCUAUCCACAUGAGGUGGUUCGGACACGGCUACGUGAGGAGGGACGUCGCUACCGCUCCUUUGUGCAAACUCUGCAGCUUGUGGCCAGAGAAGAAGGCCCUUUAGCUCUUUAUCGUGGGCUUUCAGCUCAUCUCCUUCGUCAGAUCCCCAACGCUGUGAUCGUUAUGGUUACCUAUGAGCUGAUUAUUCACUUGGCAACCAAAAUGUGAUACUUUCCCAUUCUUGCCAGGUGGCUGAAGCUGUUAAAGGCUUUUAAGGGUAUGGUGCUUUGAUGGGUACACUUCCCCAUUCCCUUACAGCAUAGUAAGCGUUGCAAGAAAAGCCUAGAAACUCAGGAGCCUUCCAUAAUACAUGGUUUUGAAGACUGGAUAAGUGAAAGACAUCUUCAACUGCUUUGGGCCUUUAUCAUACGCUUACAUGGACAAAGGAGGGAGCACAGGUCACAAACUUGGAUAGAUGUGGAAUUUACUAUGCAGAAAUGUGGUUUGAAGAAAACCUCUCUCUGCUGGAUACUUCCAGGGUCCCGCAGGCCAGGAGGUCAGCAUACUCAUCAUGCGGUUUGGUGCACUGAAAGUGUUAUGCUGUGCACUUCCUAGGGCCGGAGCUAAUCUGGGACAAUACAGAGUUUUUAAGAAAAGCAGUAAAAAGAAAAUUAGGACAUUUUAUUGGAAGAGUAGUAAUUUUAAUCCCAAAUUUGAGCUCUCCAUCAGUAUCGGCCAAUGAUCAGAACUUUACAGCAAUAUUUCUCCUCUUAGCCCACAAGAAUAGCAAGUUGCUUAUCCUCUGAAGGUAGGUGGGGUACUUGUGCCCUCCCAAUUCACGUUCAUGUCUUUCUCCCUGUCAAUAAGCAACAUAGUGACAUUAAGGACCAGAAAGUAAGUCUCCUGAAAUACAUUAUUCAUGGACUACCUUUCUAUUUAUCUUCUGGGGCUUUGUUUACAUUUCUUGAUUUGUAGAUUUUACCUCCCUAACAGGAGGGUAAAAGAAAAAGCAAGUGGAGAAGAAAACAAUAUGCUGGCAACUAGUAUGCAAAAUUCUCCAUGUGGGAGAGAGCUGUACAAUGUUGGUGAGGAGAAUAUCCUGAAGUCAGAAUCUAGCACAUAAGUGGAAAGCUUCUGCAUGGAUUUCUGGCUCUGUGAGCUUAAAAAAAUGCAAAAAACCCAAAAAGAAUAAAACUGCAGUUUUGAGAUUUCGCUCAUUUAUCAAAACACACUGUAUCAUA